ACAUGCUGGAACCCUGGGAGAGGACCGUCUUCAGUAUCCUUGCCAACGUAGCGUUAGCCACAUGCUAACCGCUAGCAUCCGCUUCUUCCGGGUUCAUCAAGCUGCUCUUUGAAAAAGUGCUCCCAGUGUCCCACAUGCCGCUGCUAGACGUCGUGCCGGACUUGGAGCGCCUGGCCGCCGACCGCGUGGUCCCGGCGCUGCUGGAGCGGGGCUUCUGCUGCGUGGACGGUCUCCUCGGGGAGCGGGCCGGCGACGCCGUGCUGGAGCAGGUCAAGGACUUGCACCGGAGCGGGGCCAUGGACGACGGCCGCCUGGCGGCCACCGGACCCGCCGCCCCGCCCGCGGGCGUCCGGGGGGACAAGAUCGCGUGGGUCAGCGGCGCCGAGCGGGAAUGUGACGCCAUCAACACCCUCCUCAAGAGGCUCGACCACGUGAUCACGGUGUGCGCGCGCAGCCUGGUCGGACGGUCCAUAACGGAGCGAUCUAAGGCCAUGGCGGCGUGUUACCCGGGCAAGGGUGCGGGCUACGUGCGACACGUGGACAACCCCAACAGUGACGGGCGCUGCAUCACCUGCAUUUACUACCUCAACAAGAACUGGAAGGCCCAGGAAGACGGCGGCGUCCUGCGCAUCUUUCCAGACGGGCAGUCGUGCGCGGUGGACAUCGAGCCCCACUUUGACCGCCUGCUGGUCUUCUGGUCGGACCGCAGGAACCCUCAUCAGGUGUUGCCUUCCUACGCCGCCAGGUACGCUGUCACCGUUUGGUACUUUGACUCCCACGAGCGAGCCCAGGCCAGGAGACGACUCGCCCGCCCCGCUGUGCGCAGCAGCUGAUUGGAGACACUCCCCCCGGUGGCAGGUACAGAGAACUGCAGCGAGACAGAACAAGUCAGCCUUUGACGUUGGAGGCGUGGCUUAACCCCGUGCUGUCGUCUGAUUGGCUGGCUGCUGCACGAUGCACCCCGCCCCCAACCUUCUGCACGUUGACCUUUGACCUACGGAGAGCCAGGAGGGUCCAGGUGUUGGGGGGUCACGGUGGUCAUGUGACUCCUGGGCUGUUGUAGAGGUUUGUGCAGCCCUUUGAGACAUUAGUGAUUUAAGGCUAUAUAAGUGAACAUUGAUUGAUUGAUGAUGUCAUGCUGCCUUGUUGCAUGGAAGAUAGUCAUUAAAAUAUUAUAUCAAUCACUAAUCAUGUGUCUUAAUGCCUCAUUUAAAUAUUAUGAAGCACUAAACAUGUUAAUAGUCACUAAUGUGUCUUCAUGUGAAGACACAUUAGUGACUAUUAAUACUUUAAUGAGGCGUGAAGACACAUUAGUGACUAUUAAUACUUUAAUAAGGCAUCAAGACACAUUAGUGACUAUUAAUACUUUAAUGAGACAUGAAGACACAUUAGUGACUAUUAAUACUUUAAUAAGACAUGAAGACACAUUAGUGACUAUUAAUACUUUAAUAAGACAUGAAGACACAUUAGUGACUAUUAAUACUUUAAUGAGGCAUGAAGACACAUUAGUGACUAUUAAUACUUUAAUGAGACAUGAAGACACAUUAGUGACUAUUAAUACUUUAAUGAGGCAUGAAGACACAUUAGUGACUAUUAAUACCUUAACGAGGCGUGAAGACACAUUAGUGACUAUUAAUACUUUAAUAAGGCAUCAAGACAUUAGUGACUAUUAAUACUUUAAUAAGACAUGAAGACACAUUAGUGACUAUUAAUACUUUAAUGAGACAUGAAGACACAUUAGUGACUAUUAAUACUUUAAUAAGACAUGAAGACACAUUAGUGACUAUUAAUACUUUAAUAAGACAUGAAGACACAUUAGUGACUAUUAAUACUUUAAUAAGACAUGAAGACACAUUAGUGACUAUUAAUACUUUAAUGAGGCAUGAAGACACAUUAGUGACUAUUAAUACUUUAAUGAGGCAUGAAGACACAUUAGUGACUAUUAAUACUUUAAUGAGACAUGAAGACACAUUAGUGACUAUUAAUACUUUAAUGAGGCAUGAAGACACAUUAGUGACUAUUAAUACUUUAAUAAGGCAUCAAGACAUUAGUGACUAUUAAUACUUUAAUAAGACAUGAAGACACAUUAGUGACUAUUAAUACUUUAAUGAGACAUGAAGACACAUUAGUGACUAUUAAUACUUUAAUAAGACAUGAAGACACAUUAGUGACUAUUAAUACUUUAAUAAGACAUGAAGACACAUUAGUGACUAUUAAUACUUUAAUGAGACAUGAAGACACAUUAGUGACUAUUAAUACUUUAAUAAGACAUGAAGACACAUUAGUGACUAUUAAUACUUUAAUAAGGCAUCAAGACAUUAGUGACUAUUAAUACUUUAAUAAGACAUGAAGACACAUUAGUGACUAUUAAUACUUUAAUGAGACAUGAAGACACAUUAGUGACUAUUAAUACUUUAAUAAGACAUGAAGACACAUUAGUGACUAUUAAUACUUUAAUAAGACAUGAAGACACAUUAGUGACUAUUAAUACUUUAAUAAGACAUGAAGACACA
Nerophis ophidion (straightnose pipefish) is the source of this 2513-nucleotide messenger RNA. Its product is annotated as prolyl hydroxylase EGLN3-like. Gene Ontology annotation, cellular component: nucleus; cytoplasm. The coding region runs from base 135 to 833 and encodes 232 amino acids. NCBI's taxonomy places the organism in Eukaryota, Metazoa, Chordata, Actinopteri, Syngnathiformes, Syngnathidae. Gene Ontology annotation, biological process: peptidyl-proline hydroxylation to 4-hydroxy-L-proline; cellular response to hypoxia. Gene Ontology annotation, molecular function: L-ascorbic acid binding; peptidyl-proline 4-dioxygenase activity; ferrous iron binding. The transcript has 6 exons. The record is from RefSeq and is a predicted model, not a curated record.